GAAAGCAAAAAAAAAAUUAAUCAAGAAACUACUCGAAUCUUUCAGAGCGCUCUCCUCUCAUGGCGUCUUCACAACGUUCAUGGUCAUUGUCAUCGCUGCCACUCGAUUUGAUAGAAGAAAUAUUCCACAGAACUCCGGCUGAAUCUCUACUCCGAUCAAAACCUACGUGCAAGAAAUGGCGCCAUCUCAUCGACAACAAGAGGUUCAUCUACGAACACUUGCGUCGCUUCCCGGAACAGAGACGAUUCCUGAGAAUCGACGAGACGGUGCAAGUCAUGGAUCCGGUGAGGAGAACACGCUCAGAGACACCAAUCCCGUACGAGCUCCAACCUCUAGAUAAUAUUAAAGCCAUGGUUCACUGCGACGGGGUCAUGUUAUGUAUGUGUAGCGACAUGGGAUCAAGAUUCGUCACCCUCUCUCUUUGGAACCCCCUCACGAGGCACAUCGCGUUGAUCCAGCCCUCGACACGUUUCACGACUUCUGAUCACUACGGGAUUGGUUAUGGUAUUGACAAGUAUCGAGAUGGUUACAAGAUCCUGAGGUUUUCUGAUCGCCGUUAUUUUGAGAUUUAUUACUGCGGGACGAGUUCUUGGAGAACUCUUGAUGAUGCCGAGGUUGAUUGGUCCGUAGACUUCAGGUGCCAAGGUGUCUCUGUUAUGGGGAACAUGUACUGGCUUGCUCAUAGGUUUUUUCAUGAGGAGGAGGAGGAGGAGGAUGAGGAGGAGGAUGAGGAGGAGGAGGAGGUCGAAAGCUUUAUUCUAGGUUUCGAUUUCACCGCUGAAACAUUCAUGGAGGUAUGGUUUUGUCCUCCUUAUAAUUAUGAUGAUGAGAACAAUUACUUGAGCUGUUUCGAUGGAGAUAGAUUGUCUUUGCUACUACAAGAUAAAGAAGUACCAAGUGUUAUCGAGGUGUGGGUUUCAAGCAAGCUGCCUGAUGAUGUCUCGUUUACCAAAUAUUUCCGUGUGGUCAACCCUGGUCUUCCGUGGUUACGGAUCGAUAGAUCAGAAACUGCUAGUCAUCCGGUGUACUACAUUGCCAAGAGCAAACGUAUCGUGGCAUGGUGCGAGAACGUGGUAGUACUUGAAGGUGGUAGACUUCCUGUUUGCACCAUUCUUUAUGAGAUUGAUGAGGGUGGUGUAGUUGCUCAACAUGAGACAGAACGACACGAGGAUAAUGACUAUAUUGGCACCUUCCUCUGCGGUUACGUGUACGUUCCAAGUCUAGUGCCUCUUCCAUGAUAUAAAGAGAAACAGAGUUUUUUCAUGUUCUUAUAAGCUUUAGUUGUAGAGUUUUACUCUCUCUCUCUCUCUCUUUGUUGAUCUUCCGCACUGUAAUGAUGUUACUGAACUGACA
Raphanus sativus (radish) is the source of this 1353-nucleotide messenger RNA. Its product is annotated as putative F-box only protein 15. NCBI's taxonomy places the organism in Eukaryota, Viridiplantae, Streptophyta, Magnoliopsida, Brassicales, Brassicaceae. The record is from RefSeq and is a predicted model, not a curated record. The transcript has a single exon. The coding region runs from base 60 to 1238 and encodes 392 amino acids. Gene Ontology annotation, molecular function: protein binding.